GCUCCGUGCACCACCAUGCGGGACGAGGAACCCCCCCUGCCGCCCGCCUCGCCGUCGCCCGCACGCCCCGCGCCCUCGCGCCUUCGUCGCACUCUACACACGCUACGAACGCCGUUCCGGCCUGGUUCGCCCUUCCACAUCGGCUUGAUCAAGCGCACAGGCUCCUCCAAAUCCGUUGCCUCAGACGGUGAGAUCGGCCGCGACGAACGCACGAUGCGUAAGCGAAAUAAGAAAAACCGCGACGCGGCUAGCGACGCGUCACGCAGCACCGACAGCUCGCCCAGCGUCGACAAGAAGAAAAAGGAGGGAAACACCUUCAUGCGCCGGAUGGGGAGCUUUGGUAAGAAGCGUGCUAGUGACUCACCACAACCACCCUCGGAAACUAAACCUUCAUCGGCAGAACCAACUACAUCAGAGUCUACCGCAACAAAGUCAACCACAACGGAACCAAUCACAACAGAGGUAACCAAAGCAGAGCCAUCUGCAGUAGACACAACCGCAACGGAUACAACCACGACAGAGCAAUCCCAUAUAACAUCCCCUGACUCAGAACUACCAACCCCUGUUCCGGUGAGUCCUAUUGCUGUAGAACACCCUGUUGCGACGAGACCAUUUUCCAAGUCGGCAUGGAAGCGCAACAGCGAGCCGGAAAUGGAAAAGCCUGUGGAGGACCCUAGCCCGGAGAAUGCACUACGCAGACGAAUUGCAUUCGUAGCUCAAGCGUCGGCUUGCCUUUCGGAGGACCACGAUGACGGAGAGAGGGGAGGCACCGAGGUGGGGUCGCUGGAAGAGGCGGUGGCGCUGGCGCGCGAGCGGCUGUCCGUGCCCGCGCCGCCCUCGCCGACACAGUCGCGCGACGACGACACGGAAGAGGAGGGGUACUCGGACGCGAUGCCCGCGUACGGAGACCUCAUCGAGCCCGACGGCAACGCUGGGAGCGACGGCGCACCGGUGAGUGUGGUGUGUUGUGAGCGGCGCGUGCGCGGCCGCGGCGCGCUCAGUGGCCGAAGGGUCUCCGAGCGAUGCGCGCGCGCCAUGACCUUCGAGGAGGCGGGUGACGACUCCUACCUCACAGUGUGCGAGUGCUGCGGCUUCAGCGCUGAGACGGCCGUGUUGUUCCCAUCACACGCGUCACCCAGCGCAGAGCGUAGGGAGCACCUAUACAAGAUCCUGGUGAUCGGAGAGCUGGGGACCGGGAAGACGUCCAUCAUCAAGCGAUAUGUGCACCAGUUCUUCAGCCAACACUACAGAGCCACCAUCGGCGUGGACUUCGCGCUUAAAGUCCUCAAUUGGGAUGCGAACACUAUCAUCCGUUUGCAGUUAUGGGAUAUCGCAGGUCAAGAGCGGUUCGGCAACAUGACCCGUGUGUACUACAAGGAGGCUGUGGGCGCGUUCAUAGUCUUCGACGUGUCCAGGGUUGCGACCUUCGACGCUGUGGUCAAAUGGAAGAACGACCUGGACGCCAAAGUCCAACUACCUGACGGAUCGCCCAUACCUUGCAUAUUGUUGGCAAAUAAGUGCGACCAACAAAAGGAAGGCAUAGUAAACUCUCAAGCCAAAAUGGAAGAAUACUGUCGCGAGAAAGGAUUCGCCGGUUGGUUUGAAACGUCGGCCAAAGAAAAUAUCAAUAUUGAAGAGGCAGCCAGGUCAUUAGUUAAUAAGAUUCUAUUAAACGACAAACUACUCCAGAGCAACGACAACAGAGAUGGUGACAAAUUCGCGCUUGACCACAAGAUUGCCAACGGCGAGAACAGUCGGGAUGGAAGCUCCAAGUCCUGCUCGUGCUGACCUAUCACCGACCGCGAUUCGUAAAAUGGCCAAUCACAACGCGUCACACAAACGCUCCCCAACCCGAGGACCAAUCACGUUGCAUUCUAAAUUUUAAACUCUCUAUUUUUAAUAAAAUAUGCACUUUUUGUUUGAUUGACGUUAUUGAAAAAUAAUGUAGGAUUUAUAAUAAGAAUUCGAUUUGUUUUUUAAGUUAUAAUCUCAAAUGCAAUAUAAUCUGUUAUUUGACUCGACUAGACUUGCCGCCAAUUUUCUCUUAUUUUUUCUUUUAACUAAGAACUAAUCUUUAUGUUUCCGUUCAAUCCUUUAAGGAUUCGUCUUCCUUCUAAGCUUUUUUACAAACUGAUUCUGUAUAUUUUAACAAUUAGUUUUUAUUUUUUGGAUAGGCCGCCAUAUCUCGUUUUUACGAGGUUGAUCAAAUGCCUAUGAUCGAAUUUAUUUUAUUAAGUCUGUAUUUUGACUAAGAAAGCUAUAUCUAUAGAGUCACUCGUGCCAUUUGGCUGAAGUCAUAAAUAUUAUGGUUUAUCAAGAAACGUGGAGGGAGGAAUGAGAAUAUUAACAGUUUAAAUAUUAUUAUGUUUCAUAUAAUAUUGACAUUUUGACUAUUGUUUGAGAAAAUUCUAAAUCUAUGAAACUGUGAGGUAUUCUCGUUCGUGCCUGCGUUAAGGUUAUUGUAAUAAGUAUUAUCUACUUAUUGUAUGAAAGUGUGAGAGUUGUUACUGUAAAAUAAAAUGUUUAGUGAUGGA
This is a messenger RNA of Spodoptera frugiperda (fall armyworm), 2534 nucleotides long. RefSeq names its product ras-related protein Rab-32 (gene Rab32). Gene Ontology annotation, cellular component: phagocytic vesicle; trans-Golgi network; late endosome. The transcript is spliced from 5 exons. Gene Ontology annotation, biological process: endosome to lysosome transport; phagosome-lysosome fusion. The record is from RefSeq and is a predicted model, not a curated record. Lineage: Eukaryota; Metazoa; Arthropoda; Insecta; Lepidoptera; Noctuidae. Gene Ontology annotation, molecular function: GTPase activity; GTP binding. The coding region runs from base 16 to 1788 and encodes 590 amino acids.